Messenger RNA from Rotaria socialis, 1275 nucleotides. The record is from the annotation of a GenBank genome assembly. Lineage: Eukaryota; Metazoa; Rotifera; Eurotatoria; Philodinida; Philodinidae.
AUGUCGAUAAUAUUUCUUGAUACUGCUAUUAUUCUGCUUGUUGUGUCUUUGGUCACAGCUAGUGUACCAGAUACACAUAUAACAGUGUCGGGUAUUUCUUCAGGUGGUGCAAUGGCUACCCAAUUGCACAUUGGAUUCUCAAAAGAUAUCAGCGGGUGUGGAAUUUUGGCUGGUCCUCCCUUUUAUUGUGGCGGCAGUGGAAUGACAACAGCUCUGUGCAUGACUGGUCCAGCCUUAUUGAUUUCUGUUACAGUUCUAGAACAGAAGAUAAAAUACUACAGAUUACUUGACAAAAUUGAUGAUCCUGUGAAUCUCAAAGGUGAUCCUGUGUACGUUUUUUCUGGUAUAUAUGAUAAAGUAGCAUACCCUGGUGUUGUCAAGCUAAACGAACAGCUCUAUUCACGACUGGGAGCAACGGUUAAAACAAAUUUUAAUAUGCCUGCUCAUCAUGGUUUUCCAACGGAAAAUUUCGGCGCCGCAUGUAGUACAUUGAACAUGGCAAAUUAUAUCAACAAUUGUAACUUUAACUUAGCCUAUGACAUGUUAAAUCAUCUCUCUGGAGGCAACCUUACCAAACCAGUGAAUUCGAAAACUCCACUGAAAACAUUAUUCAAAAUGUUCAUGAUAAAAAUAUGGAUGUUUCUAUUAAUUCCAUUAAUCUCAGUUGAUGGGCGAGCUCUUCGAAAACAACGACAGACAAUGACAAAUACAUUAGGACAAGACACCAAUAACUUUUUUUCCAAUGGGUACAAUGUCAUACGUGACAGUGUGGUUCCAGUAAUCAGUUCUAAUGUGAAUCAAUUUUCUCAAAAUUGGGAUCGAUAUAAAGAAAAUUUCGGUCAAGGUAUAAAUCAGAUUAGUCAAAAUUGGGAUCGAUACAAACAAAAUUUCAAUCAAGGACUUAAUCAAAUAACACAAGGCUGGAAUCAAUUCACACAGAAUUUCAUCCCACAGUAUCCUUAUCGUAAUAAUAACUAUGCAUAUAAUCGUGAUCGAUAUGGUUAUAAUAAUCAACAAUAUCCUUAUUCAAUGAACUAUAACUAUAAUUUUCCUUCAAAUAUGUACCAAAAUAAUCUGGGAAGAAAUGAAAAUCCAUAUGCAGCAAAUAAUUAUGCUAAUUCUAUUGGAUCACCAAGAGAAAAUGUUCCAUAUUAUUCGAGUAACUCAGGUCGACAAUGGUAUCAAAACUUAAAUGGACAACAACGUUUUAAUGGACCAAUAGCAUCUAACGCAAUGGUAUACACUGAUCAACGAACAGGUUUUCGACGCAGAUAG